CGAUAGUGCAUUUUUCUUUAAAUCCGACACUACCGACGUCUUUCCGUCUCCUUCCAACCUUUUUUUUACCCUCCACCUCAAUACUACCGAAAACAUAUUUUGAAACACUCUUUUACUACUACCUACAUCUUCAUUCACUUAAUCAACUAUAUUCCAGCUACCAAACAAAAACACCAAUAACUCACAAUGGCUCGUAAUCGCUCCGUCGGCCGAUCCGCUCCCGCUCGUCCCACCGUCCCUGCGCGGGCACCGGCUCCUCAGCAAAAGCGACCUGCGACCACCUAUGCCCCGGCGCAAACUGGCCAGCAGCACCCUCCCGCCGCUGCUGCUCCCCAGGCCUCGCAGGGCCCUGGUCUGUUCGGCCAGAUGGCCAGCACUGCUGCUGGUGUCGCAGUAGGCUCCUCCAUCGGCCACGCCAUCGGCGGCCUCUUCGGCGGCGGCAGCUCCGCCCCCGCCGAGGCCGCGCCGCAGCAGGUCAACGCCGAGCAGUCCAACAACCAGUUCAGCAACAACUGCCAGGGCGCCACCCAGAACUUCACCAAGUGCCUCGACGACAACCAGGGCAACAUGCAGAUCUGCGGCUGGUACCUCGAGCAGCUCAAGGCCUGCCAGGCUGCUGCUAGCCAGUACUAGACUUUCUCUCAGAGAUGAGAAGGAAUGGAUGAGGGAUGAGGCAUGGAAAAGUCGCGGGUAAAGGAGAAAUAUAGCUAGGAAUGGCUAAACAGUAUUUUGCCUAGGUACCUACCUACUCGACUUGUGAGAAGAGAAAAAAAUACAGAAGAGAUUCUCUCCUUCGUACAUACAUGUCGGUCUCUGCUACUAAUUUACUGCGAGCGAGCGCGUCACGACAUUCAGUUGUUCAUAUUGCAGAAAAGAGAAAGAGACCUUUGCUUGGGUCGUUGCUCUGUAUACCUACCUAAGGUACUCCUGAUAUUCCACUCUUGAGUACAUCCUCACACUCUUCGUUGCUCAUGAUUGCUACGAUCUCUCUGUGAUAUGCCUAGUUAUGAUUCUAUUCGACUUGUGACUAUGGUAUGUGACUCAAUGUAGAUAGAUGAUUACUACUAGGUAGGUAUGUGGUAGACACCAAGAAAUGAUAUUGGUGGCAAGUAUACGUGUUC
Messenger RNA from Hypoxylon fragiforme, 1121 nucleotides. RefSeq lists its product as uncharacterized. Gene Ontology annotation, biological process: mitochondrion organization. The transcript is spliced from 2 exons. Lineage: Eukaryota; Fungi; Ascomycota; Sordariomycetes; Xylariales; Hypoxylaceae. The record is from RefSeq and is a predicted model, not a curated record. Gene Ontology annotation, cellular component: nucleus; mitochondrion. Bases 187 to 633 code for a protein of 148 amino acids.